Zonotrichia leucophrys gambelii is the source of this 1230-nucleotide messenger RNA. RefSeq names its product G protein subunit gamma 12 (gene GNG12). Bases 171 to 392 code for a protein of 73 amino acids. The record is from RefSeq and is a predicted model, not a curated record. Gene Ontology annotation, biological process: G protein-coupled receptor signaling pathway. The transcript is spliced from 4 exons. Gene Ontology annotation, cellular component: heterotrimeric G-protein complex. Lineage: Eukaryota; Metazoa; Chordata; Aves; Passeriformes; Passerellidae. Gene Ontology annotation, molecular function: G-protein beta-subunit binding.
GGCCGAUGAGGAUGGAGGCGGGGCUUGGCUCGGUGGGCGUGGCCUCCGCUCCCGCUCCGGUCGCCCGUGGAGACACCGGGAGCGGCGCUCGGAUCAUUACACCGAUAAAAUCAAGGCAAGCUGGACAGGGAGCAGGUCUGCCUAUGUAGAGCUCCCCUGCCCCUCUGAAAAUGUCAGGCAAAACAGCCACCACGAGCAACAACAUCGCGCAGGCCCGCAGGACCGUGCAGCAGCUGCGCAUCGAGGCCUCCAUCGAGAGGAUAAAGGUGUCCAAGGCCUCGGCUGACCUGAUGCUGUACUGUGAGGAGCACGCCAAGAAGGAUCCCCUGCUGAUGGGCAUCCCAGCCUCCGAGAACCCCUUCAAGGACAAGAAAACCUGCAUUUUGUUAUAGGGCAGGGGGGCAGCUCCUGCUGCCCAGCCCCUGGGCCAAGCACCACCACUCCCCCAGGUACCUGCACCCCGUGGGCACCCCCUGAGCUCCCCAAGGCGUUCCUGCUGGCCCUGUCCCCCUUAGGAGCUUUCUGCCUCUCUGUCCUGCCCAAGGGAAUGGGGUCCUGGUGCCAUUUGCCAACUCCAGCACGACCAAAGUUGCCUGAGCUUUGCAGACAAAGCAGAGCUGUAGAGACCUGAUGGAAUCACUGGGUUUACAUUUUAUAAAAUUAUGGAUUUUUUUUUUUUUUUUUUUUGUUUUUUUUGGGGGGGUGAUGCCUGGCACCUGUUUGUGCACAGGCACGCUCAAAGUGCAUUUUCUAGCAAAAUCUACCUUGCAAAAUGAUUGUAGCAGCUGCUGGGGAGCUCCAGGGAGCUCUGCCUCAGCCUUCCUCCUGCUGGCCUCUCAUCCCAGGGCUUUCAAAGGACAGAGAUGGGAAUCAGGGAUGUUUCCCCUGCUUUCUGUGAGUUGGAAAAGCAGAAUUUCCAGCUUGGAUUCUGCUGCGUUUUUUUCUCAAAAAACCACCUCUGUUAGUAUAAAACACAUCCUCAAAGAGAUGAGGAAAGAAAGAGAGGCUGGAAGUGCCCUGGCAGAGCUGGAGGAACGCUGCCCUCGCUCCCAAUCCCAGCUGGGUUCUGAGCAGGGAGUCACAACUUGACUCAUUUUUAUAAAAAAAUCCAUUUUUAAACAGGAAAAAUGCCAAAUUAGCUCCAGCUUGUGGUUAUGCAUCUAUAAUUGAGGGCCUUUCCAUCUAGUAUAUAUUUUAUAUAUACACAUAAUAAAAAAGUCUUUCUCUGUG